Miscanthus lutarioriparius is the source of this 294-nucleotide messenger RNA. The record is from the annotation of a GenBank genome assembly. Lineage: Eukaryota; Viridiplantae; Streptophyta; Magnoliopsida; Poales; Poaceae.
AUGGAGAAGGGCAGUGGAGGCAGCGCUCCGCCGCCGCCGCCGCUCCACAUGGAGGACUUCCAGCUGGAGGGGAAGAAGCCCGUCAAGAACCCCUUUGUGCCCAUCGGUGCACUGGUUACUGCUGGAGUUCUGACAGCUGGUCUGAUCAGUUUCCGAUAUGGGAACUCUCAGCUGGGUCAGAAACUGAUGAGGGCACGUGUAGUUGCUCAAGGCGCUACAGUUGCUCUGAUGAUUGGCAGUGCUUACUACUACGGUGAUGAAAUCAAGCUGUUCAAGAAAGGGUCAAGCCCAUGA